GCACGACAGAGGAAGACGAGGAGGGAAAAGAAACAGCGAGAAUAAAAAGAGCAGGAGCGGGAGGAAGAAGAGGAAGAAGAAGAGGAAGAAGAAGAAGAAGGAGAAGAAGAAGAAGAAGAAGAAGCAGCAGCAGCAGCAGCAGCAGGAGGAGGAGGAGGUGGAGGACUCGGGGGCCGCUGGAUGUAGCCGUUUUGCGGGUGUGUUUCGCGGGGAAUGUGCGGCUCCUCCUCAGCUCCAACUUUGUGAAUCUCUGCUCUCAUGGUGAGAGGAGGACGCAGAGGAUGGGAGUAACCUGGUCCUCCAGAUGCCUCGCUCUCUUUCUAGCUCUACACAUAGUCUCUGUGUUGCAGACGGUGCUGGUCAGUGCUGGUCAAUGUGACUCGGUGUUUAAAGGUUUCUCAGACUGUCUGCUUCAGCUGGGGGAGAACAUGGCCAACUAUCCCCAGGACCUGGACGACAGGGAGAACCUGCACAAGAUCUGCACUUACUGGGAUAACUUCCACUCCUGUGCCACGACGGCGCUGGCCGACUGCCAGGAGGGAGCGACGGACCUCUGGGAGAAACUGAAAAAGGAGUCCCGCAACCUGGAUUUCCGUGGGAGUUUGUUUGAACUCUGUGGCGGCGGCAACGGAGCCCCCAGAUCUGCCGACGCCAGGGGCCUCGCGUUGGUCCUAACCACACUGCCCACCAUACUGACUUGGCUGGCGUUUUAACAGAUACGAGGAAAAAAUAAAAACACAAAGCGAAAAGAAGAAGAAGAAGAAAAAAAAAAAAGGAAAAACCCAAAUGAAAAAAAGAAAAUAGAAAAAGAGUGAUAGCUACUCUUCGAUACAGAAAUUACGACUUCUAGGACUGCGUUUGACUUCAUCACCAGAAAACUACACCCAAAAUGGAGUUUUUACUACGACAUCACUGUACGGCGGCCGGGUUUGCCUUCCUGGGACAUCUGCAGGCCGUCCUCCUGGAGCGCUCAUCCAAUCACACGCUGACCUGACCCAGAGGUCGAUGACAUGAAAUAUUCAACAUGCCGUCGAGCUGAAAUGAUGACAAAGAUGAAAAUUUGAUGGAUUCUUGCCCGCUUACAAACGUGGAAUUACACAGUAUUAAAGUCAACCAUGAAUUAUUGAUGUUUAGUAGGCUAGGCCUAGACAGCACUAUGUGACUGUUGGGUGCUGACACAGUAUCAGGCUAUAUAUUAGGGUUCCCAUGUAGCCUAAAGGCACAUCUUCAUGUGUAACGCGAGGCUGAGCUUAACUCCACAAAAUCAAUAAGACAAGCCGAGGCCUCGAGCCCAUUUCAGACCGCUCACCUCAUUUCCAUCACGGACAGUUUUUCCUUUUUUAUUGCGCCAAGUUGACUCUGUUGAGCCCGGUGGGUUUGAUGGACUGAAUGCUUGAUGGUGAUGUAAUAUUUGUAUUCUUAUUGGCUGUUUAUUGUGCUCAGGCCACGGUCACACCAGCUUUUGUUUAUCAAGUUGAAUUCAUUUGAAUGGAGUCGUCUUAAUCGGUGGUGAAGUCAGUUUUUGCACAAUGUUCUCCUGUACAGUCUCAACUCUUACAGGUAAAUCUGUGGCAUUGACUAAAAGCAAAACUGCAGUAUUGUCUUUGACCCAUGCAGCAUGGCUUGCAGUCAAUCGUGAGCCUGCAGUAGGUGUGUUUUUACAUUUAUAGUGUUUUCCUUUUGGUUGUUGAGUUGGCUAGCACUUACAGAAUCAACACCACCUCUGCCAGUUUCUGGUGUGACCGUAGCCUAAUUCUUCCCCACCAAGCUCUGAGGUGCAGGGAUAUAGUCGAGAGUAUUUAAAGCCUGCUUUUCUUUAAAGACCAGUUUAGACUGAUGUUAACCUGCAUGAAGUCAGUUCAGACCGUCUCAAAACAUUUCAGGAGAUGAGCACAAACUCUGAAAUGUUGAUCAUUGCUGUCGACAGAAAAGAGUAUGGAACAACAGCUGUGACAGUUUUCCACUUAUGAGUUGUUCGCUAAUGGUUUCCACCCACUCAAAAGCAACUUUAAUUCAGUUGCUCCUACUGUUUAGCACUAGCUUGUGUAAGGCUAGCUAACAUUUUGAUUUAGUAAGUAAAACAAAUUGAGGCAAGGCAGCUAAAUUCAGUUUAGCAAGUUGAGUGGUUAGCUAACAGUUUGGCUUAGAGGCCUAAACAAAUUGAUGAAGGCUAGUUAAUGGCCUGAGUUAGUGGCUAAAAUAUAUCAUGUGAAGUUAGCUAACAGUUGAGAUAAGUUAGCUAACAGUUGAGAUUUCAUGGCUAAACCAGAGGUCAGUUAAUAAUUGUUCAAUUAAGCAGUUAAAACCAAAUGAGUCAGAUUAGCUAAUGUGUUUAUUAACAAAUUGAUGAAUGCUAGCGAAGUUUGAGUUAGCCGCUAAGACAUCUUUGAAAUUUAAAUUUAACAGCUAGAACAGAUUGUGAUAUGUCAGCUAACAGUUCAGUGUAGUGACUGGAAGAGAUGGAGUGGCUAAACUACAAUGCGACAGUUUAUAAUUAAGCAGUUAAAACAGAUUGUGUCCAUUUAGUUAACAGGUUAGUUAAGCAUCUAAAAGAGAUAGUUUCAGGUUAGCUAACAGUUCACUUUAGCAGCUAAACCACAUUGAUGAAGAUUAGCCAAUGCUUCAGUUAAGCGGCUAAUCAGGUUGAUGAAGGCUAGUUAAUAGUUCAGAGUUUUAGCUAAAACAGACUGACUGUGGUUAGCUAAUACUUCACUUAAUAUAUUGAAUCAGGUUAGCUUAUAGUUUAAUUUAGCAGCUAAACCAGACUAGCUAACAGUUCAGUUUAAGAGAUUGAAGCAGGUUAACAAUUAAGUUUAGAGGCUAAAACAGACGACGUUUUCGUUAUUAGCUAAAUGGGAUUGUGUCAUGUUAGCUACGCAUUUGGUUUAGCAGCUAAAACAUAUUAACCAUAUUAGGUCAGUUAAAACAGAAGCUAACAAGUGGCAACAGCAGCUAAACCAGACUAGCUAAAAGGUCAGUUUAGUAGUUAAAAGCUAUCAGGUUAGCAUGCUGCAACAUUUGCAAAGAGUUUAGCAUAACAUCUUGAUCCUGGAUUAAAUAAACAAAACUUAAAUAUAUUUUAUGAGGUAAACAUGAGAACAUGUCUUCAGACGUUGUGCUCAUUUCCUGAAUCCCUUGAGUUCAAAGUGUAAGUGGCUGUAGGACACAACCGACCGAUGGAAAACUCGUACGGAUGAUUUCAACGUAAAAGAAGAAGAAGCACAUUAGAUUGAACUGUAUUCAUGUCGGUGGUCGAUUUCCCGCCAUUGUCCUGUCCUGCCACAUCCCUGCUCGGCAGAACCAUGUGUUAGAAACGAAUGAGUCUGUGAGCAAAAGAAAUAGUUGCUGAAAAAAGGAAAGAAAGAGAUAGAAAUUAGAUUUUUUUUGCAAAGCUGACAGCAAUACGAAGUAAUGACUUCAUGGCCAGUGUAGCUAAAAGAAAAAAAAAAAAAUCAAACCGUGGCUGAAGAGCGAUAAGACUGUUGCCAUUUAGCACAUCCCCCCUUUUCAUAUGCCAGUGAUUCAUACUAGACGACCUUAGAGGUGAUAUACAGUAUUUUAGGUCUGUAUGUUAGAUUAAAAAGCCGAGUCCCAACAGUACAGUAGCAUCAUAAACUACAUAAAUACAGUAAAUAAAUUUGAGGAGGUUGUUGAUUUCUUUGCUGAGGCGCAGACGUUUCCACUGCCUUCUGACAAAAAGAUAUGUACUUCUGUUUGUUUGUUGGUUUGUCUCUUUGUUUGUUUAUGGGGAUGUUGCGUAACAAAAAGAGUUUAAAAAAAAAAAAAAAGGACUUAUUCCAAAAGUUAUCUAACAAGAGAAUAUGUAUAUCAAAGAGGAUUUUGAGAAAAUAAAAAUAAAAAAGCUCUAUUAUAGAUAGUCUAUCCCAGACAGUUUUAACACAAGAUUGAUACUUUACAAAUUAUAGGCCUACUGAGAUAUAAAACAUAAAAGAUUGCUAAAAUGAUAAAGAGUAAAUAAAUAAAAUGACUAAUGUUUGAAAAGAA
This is a messenger RNA of Seriola dumerili (greater amberjack), 4005 nucleotides long. It is a transcript of the gene nrn1a, whose product is annotated as neuritin 1. The transcript is spliced from 3 exons. The record is from RefSeq and is a predicted model, not a curated record. NCBI's taxonomy places the organism in Eukaryota, Metazoa, Chordata, Actinopteri, Carangiformes, Carangidae. Bases 282 to 713 code for a protein of 143 amino acids. Gene Ontology annotation, cellular component: plasma membrane. Gene Ontology annotation, biological process: neuron projection extension; nervous system development.